GACUGCCGACUGAAGCAAAUCGUACUGUCCUCGAAGUAAAGGAAAACGGCCUGAUAUUAUGGAUAAGCCAAUUGUAUGGGCUCGCGUUGUGAAGGUGCUCGGUCGCACAGGCUCCCAGGGUCAGUGCACCCAGGUGAAGGUGGAAUUUCUUGGCGAACAGAAUCGCCAAAUCAUACGCAACGUGAAGGGCCCAGUGCGAGAGGGCGACAUUUUGACGCUAUUGGAAUCGGAACGUGAAGCCAGACGUCUGCGCUAGGAUGGGAGUUUUGGAUCUAUAGGACUAGGUAGAAUAAUCAUUGUGCUAAUCGGGGGAACUUUGAGGAUUUGUUGCAUAUACUGAUGGAUAUAUAAAUACAACACAUAACAAUCUCUUAAGUAUGUAUGUAGGUUAUUUUGCGAAAGGGGCUUUGGGCGAAACUCCCUUUGCAAAUACUUACAUAUAUAAUAUUUACAAAAUAAUUAUAUAAUCAGACUGUCUUGAAAUUAAUCAACUAAGCGAAUACUUGUAAACCAUCUUUAAACAUGAUUUAAUUUCAAUUUAUAAUAAUGAAUCGUAUUGUGCAUUAAGUUGUUGGGCGAAACGCUUUUUGCAAGUACUUUUAUAAAAUGUAACAAAUUGUAAUAUAAAAAAAAACUCUAAAAUA
Molecule: messenger RNA, 644 nt
Organism: Drosophila novamexicana
Lineage: Eukaryota; Metazoa; Arthropoda; Insecta; Diptera; Drosophilidae
Product: 40S ribosomal protein S28-like
Exons: 1
Coding region: 59-256 (65 amino acids)
Biological process (GO): ribosomal small subunit assembly; maturation of SSU-rRNA; translation
Cellular component (GO): cytosolic small ribosomal subunit; ribosome
Molecular function (GO): structural constituent of ribosome
Source: RefSeq, a predicted model, not a curated record